Messenger RNA from Rhinichthys klamathensis goyatoka, 1461 nucleotides. It is a transcript of the gene mcfd2, whose product is annotated as multiple coagulation factor deficiency 2, ER cargo receptor complex subunit. The record is from RefSeq and is a predicted model, not a curated record. The transcript is spliced from 4 exons. NCBI's taxonomy places the organism in Eukaryota, Metazoa, Chordata, Actinopteri, Cypriniformes, Leuciscidae. The coding region runs from base 161 to 625 and encodes 154 amino acids. Gene Ontology annotation, molecular function: calcium ion binding.
AGUUUAGCUGUCGUGUCCAUGGGGUGAAAGGCAACUACGGCAAGCAAAAGCAGUCAGAAAGAACGGUGCUGAGUAAACAUCAGCAGGACUUCAGUUACUCCACUGUGCCUGAAUUAAUAGGACGAAUAUUUACCCGUUAACUGUGAUUCAUAGCAGUGUAAUGAGAUUGAAAGAGAGGUCUGGGCAGCUCAGAUUAUGGAGCUGGUUCCUGCUCUGCUCCAGCUGUACGCUGUCUAUAUGGGCUCAUGGAGGACAGCAUGGAGAACCAGCUGCUUCAAAUCAAGAGCCCCCGCCAAUCAUCCGGCUGGACAGGAACAUGGUUCAGGAUAAGGACCACAUUAUGGAGCAUUUAGAAGGGGUGAUUGAAAAGCCGGAGUCGGACAUGACACCUCAAGAGCUGCAGCUUCACUAUUUCAAGAUGCACGACUAUGAUGGCAACAAUCUGCUGGAUGGACUUGAGCUUGCCACUGCCAUUACUCAUGUGCACAGAGAGGAAAGAGGAGAAGAUAGCCAGCCAAUGAAGGAAGAGGAUCUCAUCAUUCUCAUUGAUGACGUCCUCCGAGACGAUGACAAAAACAACGAUGGCUACAUUGACUAUGCAGAGUUUGCGAGGUCUCUGGAGUAAAAGACGACGGGAACAACCGUGGCCUUACUGUGAAUGCAGAUUACCUCUGAUGUACAAAUCUCCAGCACAUUCCUUUCUUGCGUGCCUGCGAUUUCACAGGCGCUGUAUAUUCAUGCUUUAGUAUAACCAGUAUAAAAUAUGUCGUACAAUGACAUCGUGAGGGGCAUGUAGUGACGUGAGAUGUUUUGUGUUUAUGCCAUCUGUGUAACAUUAAUUCAUUGUUGCACUCACAUCUGCAUCUCUUAUCAGAAUGGGCCCUUGAUGUAUAAACUGCCAAAUUGAUUAGCUAUGAACAAGCAUAUAUUGUUAUUAUUGAAUAAAUACUUUGCAGUGACACUCUUCUGCAAAGCUGAUGGUUAAAUGAAGCUAAAGUGGGAUGUAAUCGCUGCUCUGCUGAUGAAUGAUGGCAAACAUGCACUCUUUCUGCCUUAAAGGGAUUAUCACUGUUACUGUCAUUAUAAAAAUACCCAUUCAAAACGAUCUGAAAGGACAGAACUUUCACAUGUUGAGCACAGAACAUCUAACGUAGAUGUAGAUUUGGGUUGACCUAGAUUUGCAUUGAAAUGUGCAAAAUGCUUGUUCGGACCUGGAUGAAUCCCGCUGUAGAGCUAAUGCUACUUUGGUUGGAUUUAACAGCUACCAUCUGUUUGAUGAAGUUGUCCAUUUCUAGAACAGAAAUAGAACUUGUGUCCACUAAAACAUCAGGGUGAACUGAUUUUCAGCUUCCUAUAGAGUCUGAAUGUACACAAAAUGUCAUAUGGGUCAAUGACAUGAUGCUGUUUUUGUUAUGAUCUAUUAAGUUAUUCAGAAACACAGUUAAAUCCUUAUACUAGUGA